This is a messenger RNA of Tripterygium wilfordii, 1715 nucleotides long. RefSeq names its product transcription factor Pur-alpha 1-like. Gene Ontology annotation, molecular function: RNA polymerase II transcription regulatory region sequence-specific DNA binding; DNA-binding transcription factor activity, RNA polymerase II-specific; purine-rich negative regulatory element binding. The transcript is spliced from 5 exons. The record is from RefSeq and is a predicted model, not a curated record. The coding region runs from base 352 to 1203 and encodes 283 amino acids. Gene Ontology annotation, biological process: regulation of transcription by RNA polymerase II. Lineage: Eukaryota; Viridiplantae; Streptophyta; Magnoliopsida; Celastrales; Celastraceae. Gene Ontology annotation, cellular component: nucleus.
UAAAAAGAAAAAACACGAGAAGGUGACAGUAGCAGUAAUAAAUCAGUUGGGGAACGUAAGAAACGCAGUUUGGUGAAGAGCGUUAGUUGAAACCCAAAAAUGGGGCUUACCCAGUACUAGACUACUACUACCGGGUCAAUCCCAUCGACUUCUUCUCUUCUAUCUUUCUCUAAACCCUAAUUAUUGCAGAAUUUGAACCGAGGAUAAUCGAUUUCUCCCAGAUCUAACUCUAUUACUCUUCUCUGAUGCUUAUUCACAAAUUUGUAUGAUGCAAUAGCGACUCAGAUUGUUUGGGGGGUUCAAUUGAAUUCGAAUUAAAUUAAGAUUGUAAGCGGUGUGAAGUGAUUUGUCAUGGAGGGGAAUUCGGGAGGCAGUGGUGGCGGAGUAGGAGGGGGGAAUGACGUGGAGCUGCUGUGUAAGACUUUGCAGGUGGAGCAUAAGUUGUUCUACUUCGAUCUCAAGGAGAAUCCGCGGGGUCGGUAUCUCAAAAUCUCUGAGAAGACAUCUGCCACCAGGUCCACAAUUAUAGUUCCCUUCUCUGGAAUCUCUUGGUUCUUUGAUCUCUUCAAUUAUUACGUCAAUACCGAUGAUCAGGAGGUCCUUAGCAAGGAAUUGCAGCUCGAUACCAAGGUCUUCUACUUUGACAUUGGCGAAAAUCGCAGGGGUCGCUUCUUGAAGGUAUCUGAAGCUUCUGUUAGUAGAAACCGCAGUACUAUUAUUGUUCCUGCUGGAAGCACCAGGGAGGAAGGGUGGGCAGCAUUCAGGAAUAUUUUGGCUGAGAUUAAUGAAGCAUCUAGGUUGUUCACGUUGCCCAAUCAGCAAAGCUCUGAAGCAUCGGAACGGUUGGUUGGCCUUUCUGAUGAUGUAGGGGCUGGCUUCAUAACUGGUCACAGUAGCCAACCUGCUUCAUCUUCUGAACUGAAUGUGGACCGGCCAAUUGAGUUGCCUGCACAUGAUGAGGGGCUUUCAAAAGUAAUCAGGGUUGAUCAGAAGAAAUUCUUCUUUGACCUUGGGAGCAACAACAGAGGUCAUUUCUUGAGGAUUUCAGAGGUUGCAGGCACUGAUCGGUCCUCGAUCAUUCUCCCGCUUUCAGGGCUGAAGCAACUUCAUGAAACAAUUGGUCACUUUGUGGAGAUAACCAAAGAUAGAAUGGAAGGAAUGACAAGUGCAUACGUCCGGACAGUGGAUCCUCCUCAAAGAUGAUUUCCGAUGAUGUGGAGUUUGGUCACGAAACAAAUAAUUCCAUUCCGACAAGGCGGUCUUGGAGCUACAAAAUAGGUGUUUGGUUAUGGGUGCAAUUCUUCCCAGCGGUGUUAACCUUUUCUUCUUCUUCUUCUUUUUUUUCCUCGUUUUUUAGUAAUUUUCUCAAUUCAAUUCUGAAAAUAAACCGAUUUCUCUGUUUGAUGAACAGAAAUUUUCGAGUACUUGCCAGUGUAGUGUCAUGUAGGGAAUAACUAAUAAAACAAACCAGGCAUGUAAGUUGUAACUGUCAGUUUGAUAGUGUGGCACCCACGUAUGAUCUUCAAUAAUGUGCAUUUCUGACGCUGUUGUUCUGUUUCUGUCUCGGACAGUUUUUGAAGUGAUUGUCCAGCUUCGCAGCUUGUACUUGAGGUUCUUGUGGUUGUAACUAUGGAUUUCUAUUGUAUGGCACUGCUGGUAGCAGUUGGUUGGCCAUGUGCUAAAUCAUUGAUAUUCUGAAGAGAUAAUAUCCGCUA